GGGUGCGCGGCGGGGCAGGGCUCACAAUGUCGAUGCUCCCGACUUUUGGCUUCACCCAAGAGCAAGUGGCUUGCGUCUGCGAGGUGCUCCAGCAAGGCGGCAACAUCGAGCGGCUGGGGCGGUUCCUCUGGUCCCUCCCUGCGUGCGAGCACCUCCACAAAAACGAGAGCGUCCUGAAGGCCAAGGCCGUGGUGGCCUUCCAUCGGGGCAACUUCCGAGAGCUCUACAAGAUCCUGGAGAGCCACCAGUUCUCGGCGCACAACCACCCCAAGCUGCAGCAGCUCUGGCUCAAGGCGCACUACAUCGAGGCGGAGAAGCUGCGGGGGCGACCCCUAGGGGCGGUGGGCAAGUACCGGGUGCGCCGCAAGUUCCCGCUGCCCCGCUCCAUCUGGGACGGCGAGGAGACCAGCUACUGCUUCAAGGAGAAGAGCCGCAGCGUCCUCCGCGAGUGGUACGCGCACAAUCCCUACCCGUCCCCCCGUGAGAAGCGGGAGCUGGCCGAGGCCACCGGCCUCACCACCACGCAGGUCAGCAACUGGUUCAAGAACCGCCGGCAGCGGGACCGAGCGGCCGAGGCCAAGGAAAGGUAUAGGGAAAACAACGAGAAUUCCAACUCCAACAGCCACAACCCGCUCUCGGCGUCAAUGAACGGGAAUAAGACAGUUUUGGGGAGCUCGGAGGACGAGAAGACGCCGUCAGGGACCCCGGACCACACCUCCUCCAGCCCCGCGUUGCUGCUCGGCUCCAACCCGGGGCUGCAGCCCCUGCACGGCCUGGGCCACCCGCAGGGCCCCAGCGCCAUCCCCGUGCCCAGCGCCGACCCCAUGCACCACCACAGCUUGCAGGACUCCAUCCUCAACCCCAUGUCAUCCAACCUGGUCGAUCUGGGCUCUUAAAACCGCGUACACGCUCCCUCCUUCGCACCUCCUUU
Messenger RNA from Phasianus colchicus (ring-necked pheasant), 931 nucleotides. The record is from RefSeq and is a predicted model, not a curated record. Lineage: Eukaryota; Metazoa; Chordata; Aves; Galliformes; Phasianidae.